Molecule: messenger RNA, 7995 nt
Organism: Lineus longissimus
Lineage: Eukaryota; Metazoa; Nemertea; Pilidiophora; Heteronemertea; Lineidae
Product: mucin-2-like
Exons: 4
Coding region: 1-7995 (2664 amino acids)
Source: RefSeq, a predicted model, not a curated record
AUGACACAGCUUGGUGCGGGACAGGCGCAGGAUAUCUUGGUUCGGAGUGACACAGGGCGGGAAGAAAACAAACCUGCGCAUCAUGUUGGCUCAUACAUGCAAAAGGAGGGUGGCUCAGAACAUUUUAGUCACAAUGAACAUAUGGUGCAUAAAAAGACACAAUUUGUUUUAGAGACUAAAAUCCAUCCGCGAAAUAAUGAUGAUUUGGCUGGUACAUCGUCACUUAAUGAUGAAAUUGAAAGAAGCCAACUUUUAUUUCGUCAAUAUGCUAGAAGUAAAUAUUUACCGAAAUCGAGACAUAAGAGGGAUGUCAAUGUUCAAAAUUCUUCGGGGGAAACCACGGAUUACUUUGAAAGUACGACACUGGGGCAAGCAUCGACCACCGACGUCUCCUAUCGGAGGGGUAACACAAAUGAAACGACGCCCACAACAACAACUGAGCCAAACUCUACGAUGGAGGGGACCAUUGAAACUACCGAGACAGCUUCUACGACAGAGGUGAAUACUCAAACAACUGAGCCAACCUUGACGAGAGAGAAGAUCACUGAAACAAAUCAGCCAACUUCUACCACAGAGGCGAUUACUGAAACAACGGAACCAAAGUCUAUGACAGAGGAGAUUUCUGAAACAACCGAGUUAACUUCUACAAUAGAGAAGACUUUUGAAACAGCCGAGCCAACUUCUACCACAGAAGGGAUUACUGAAACAACCGAACCAACCUCUACGACAGAGGAGAUUGCUGAAACAACAGAGCCUGCCUCUACGACUGAGGAGAUUGCUAAAACACUCGGGCCAACCUCUACGACACAGGAGACUACUGAAACAAUCGAGCCAACGACAGCAACAGAGGAGACUACUGACAUAACAGAGCUAACCUCUACGGAAGAGGGUACUGCUGAGACAGUCGAGCCAACCUCUACAAUGAAAGAGAUGAUUGAAACACUUGAGGCAACCUCUACGACAGAGGGUACUACUGAAACAGCGGAGCCAACCUCUACGACGGAAGAGAUGAUUGAAACACCUGAGGCUACCUCUACGACAGAGGGUACUACUGAAAUAGCUGAGCCAACCUCUACGACGGAAGAGAUUACGACAGAGGAGACUACUGAAACAACCGGACCAGCCUCUACAACAGAGGACACAACAGUAACAACUGAGCCUACCUCCACAACGGAGGAUACCACUGAAACAGCCGAGCCAACCUCUAGGACGGAAGAUGUUACGACAGGGGAGACAACCGGACCAGAUUCUACAACAGAGGACACUACAGUAACAAUUGAGCCGACGUCUGCGACAGAGGAGACUACUGUAACAGCCGAGUCAACCUCAAAGACAGAGGAUACCACUGAAACAGACGAGCCGACCUCUGCGGCAGAGGAGACUACAAUAACUGAGCCUACCUCUACAACGGAGAGUACUAUUGAGAAAGCUGAGCCAACCUCUACGACGGAAGAGAUUACGACAGAGGAGACUAGUGGAACAACCGAGCUAACCUCUACAACAGAGGACACUACAAUAACUGAGCCUACCUCUACAACGGAGGAUAUCACUGAAACAACCGAGACAACCUCUACAACGGAGAGUACUAUUGAGAAAGCUGAGCCAACCUCUACGACGGAAGAGAUUACGACAGAGGAGACUACUGAAACAACUGGAUCAGCCUCUACAACGGAAGACACUACAGUAACAACUGAGCCGACGUCUACUACAGAGGAUAUCACUGAAACAGCCGAAACAACCUCUACAACGGAGAGUACUGCUGAGAAAGCCGAGCCAACCUCUACGACGGAAGAGAUUACGACAGAGGAGACUACUGAAACAACUGGAUCAGCCUCUACAACGGAAGACACUACAGUAACAACUGAGCCGACGUCUACUACAGAGGAUACCACUGAAACAGCCGACCCAACCUCUGCGGCAGAGGAGACUAGCGAAACAACCGAGCUAACCUCUACAACAGAGGACACUACAGUAACAACUGAGCCUAGCUCUACAACGGAGGAUAUCACUGAAACAACCCAGACAACCUCUACAACGGAGAGUACUACUGAGAAAGCUGAGCCAACCUCUACGACGGAAGAGAUUACGACAGAGGAGACUACUGAAACAACCGGACCAGCCUCUGUAACGGAGGACACUACAGAAACAACUGAGCCUACCUCUACAACAGAGGAGCCUACUGUAACAACCCAGCCAACCUCUACAACGAAGGACACUACAGUAACAACUGAGCCGACGUCUACUACAGAGGAUACCACUGAAACAGCCGAGCCAACCUCUGCGGCAGAGGAGACUAGUGAAACAACCGAGCUAACUUCUACAACAGAGGACACUACAGUAACAACUGAGCCUACCUCUACAACGGAGGAUAUCACUGAAACAGCCGAGCCAUCCACUACGACGGAGAGUACUACUGACAAAGCUGAGCCAACGUCAACGACGGAAGAGAUUACGAUAGUGGAGACUACUGAAACAACCGGACCAACCUCUACAACGGAGGACACUACAGAAACAACUGAGUCGACCUCUACGACGGAGGAUAUCACUGAAACAGCUGAGCCAACCUCUACGAUAUUUGGUGCUACUGAGAAAGCCGAACCAACCUCUACGACGGAAGACAUUACGAGAGAGGAGACUACUGAAACAACUGGAUCAGCCUCUACAACGGAAGACACUACAGUAACAACUGAGCCGACGUCUACUACAGAGGAUAUCACUGAAACAGCCGAAACAACCUCUACAACGGAGAGUACUGCUGAGAAAGCCGAGCCAACCUCUACGACGGAAGAGAUUACGACAAAGGAGACUACUGAAACAACCGGACCAGCCUCUACAACAGAGGACACUACAGUAACAACUGAGCCGACGUCUACUACAGAGGAUACCACUGAAACAGCCGAGCCAACCUCUGCGGCAGAGGAGACUGGUGAAACAACCGAGCUAACCUCUAAAACAGAGGACACUACAAUAACUGAGCCUACCUCUACAACGGAGGAUAUCACUGAAACAACCGAGACAACCUCUACAACGGAGAGUACUAUUGAGAAAGCUGAGCCAACCUCUACGACGGAAGAGAUUACGACAGAGGAGACUACUGAAACAACAGGACCAGCCUCUACAACGGAAGACACUACAGUAACAACUGAGCCAACCUCUACAACAGAAGAGAUUACGACAGAGGAGACUACUGAAACAACCGGACCAGCCUCUACAACGGAGGACACUACAGUAACAACUGAGCCGACGUCUACUACAGAGGAUAUCACUGAAACACCCGAAACAACCUCUACAACGGAGAGUACUGCUGAGAAAGCCGAGCCAACCUCUACGACGGAAGAGAUUACGACAGAGGAGACUACUGAAACAACCGGACCAACCUCUACAACGGAGGACACUACAAUAACUGAGCCGACGUCUACUACAGAGGAUACCACUGAAACAGCCGAGCCAACUUCUGCGGCAGAGGAGACUAGUGAAACGACCGAGCUAACCUCUACAACAGAGGACACUACAGUAACAACCGAGACAACCUCUACAACGGAAAGUACCACUGAGAAAGCCGAGCCAACCUCUACAACAGAAGAGAUUACGACAGAGGAGACUACUGAAACAACCGGACCAGCCUCUACAACGGAGGACACUACAGUAACAACUGAGCCGACGUCUAAUACAGAGGAUAUCACUGAAACACCCGAAACAACCUCUACAACGGAGAGUACUACUGAGAAAGCCGAGCCAAACUCUACGUCGGAAGAGAUUACGACAGAGGAGACUACUGAAACAACCGGACCAGCCUCUACAACAGCGGACACUACAGCAACAACUGAGCCUACCUCUACAACAGAGGAUAUCACUGAAAAAGCUGAGCCAACCUCUACAACGGAAGAGAUUACGACAGAGGAGACUACUGAAACAACCGGACCAGCCUCUACAACGGAGGACACUACACUAACAACUGAGCUGACGUCUACUACAGAGGAUAUCACUGAAACACCCGAAACAACCUCUACAACGGAGAGUACUACUGAGAAAGCCGAGCCAACCUCUACGUCGGAAGAGAUUAGGACAGAGGAGACUACUAAAACAACCGGACCAGCCUCUACAACGGAGGACACUACAUUAACAACUGAGCCUAUCUCUACGACGGAAGAUAUUACGACAGAGGACACUUCUGAAACAACCGGACCAGCCUUUACAACGGAGGACACCACAUUAACAGCUGAGCCUGCUUCCACAGCAGAGGAGACUAAUGUAACAACCGAGCAAACCUCUACGACUGAGGAUACAACUGAAACAGCCGAGACAACCUCAACGACAGAAGAGAUUACUGAAAGUGCCGAGCCAACCUCUGCGGCAGAGGAGACUAGUGAGACAACCGAGCUAACCUAUACGACAGAGAGUACUACUGAGAAAGCUGAGUCAACCUCUACAACGGAAGAGAUCACGACUGAGGAGACUACUGAAACAACCGGGCCAGCCUCUACAACAGAGGACACUACAGUUACAACUGAGCCUACCUCUACAACGAAGGAUACCACUGGAACAGCCGAGCCAUCCACUACGACAGAGAAUACUACUGACAAAGCUGAGCCAACGUCAACGACGGAAGAGAUUACGACAGAGGAGACUACUGAAACAACCGGACCAGCCUCUACAACGGAGGACACUACAGUAACAACUGAGCCGACGUCUACUACAGAGGAUACCACUGAAACAGCCGAGCCAACCUCUGCGGCAGAGGAGACUAGUGAAACAACCGGACCAACCUCUACAACAGAGGACACUACAGUAACAACUGAGCCUACCUCUACAACGGAGGAUAUCACUGAAACAACCCAGACAACCUCUACAACGGAGAGUACUACUGAGAAAGCUGAGCCAACCUCUACGACGGAAGAGAUUACGACAGAGGAGACUACUGAAACAACCAGACCAGCCUCUGUAACGGAGGACACUACAGAAACAACUGAGCCUACCUCUACAACAGAGGAGCCUACUGUAACAACCCAGCCAACCUCUACAACGAAGGACACUACAGUAACAACUGAGCCGACGUCUACUACAGAGGAUACCACUGAAACAGCCGAGCCAACCUCUGCGGCAGAGGGGACUAGUGAAACAACCGAGCUAACUUCUACAACAGAGGACACUACAGUAACAACUGAGCCUACCUCUACAACGGAGGAUAUCACUGAAACAGCCGAGCCAUCCACUACGACAGAGAGUACUACUGACAAAGCUGAGCCAACGUCAACGACGGAAGAGAUUACGAUAGUGGAGACUACUGAAACAACCGGACCAACCUCUACAACGGAGGACACUACAGAAACAACUGAGUCGACCUCUACGACGGAGGAUAUCACUGAAACAGCUGAGCCAACCUCUACGCUAUUGGGUGCUACUGAGAAAGCCGAACCAACCUCUACGACGGAAGACAUUACAAGAGAGGAGACUACUGAAACAACUGGAUCAGCCUCUACAACGGAAGACACUACAGUAACAACUGAGCCGACGUCUACUACAGAGGAUAUCACUGAAACAGCCGAAACAACCUCUACAACGGAGAGUACUGCUGAGAAAGCCGAGCCAACCUCUACGACGGAAGAGAUUACGACAGAGGAGACUACUGAAACAACCGGACCAGCCUCUACAACGGAGGACACUACAGUAACAACUGAGCCGACGUCUACUACAGAGGAUACCACUGAAACAGCCGAGCCAACCUCUGCGGCAGAGGAGACUGGUGAAACAACCGAGCUAACCUCUACAACAGAGGACACUACAAUAACUGAGCCUAGCUCUACAACGGAGGAUAUCACUGAAACAACCCAGACAACCUCUACAACGGAGAGUACUACUGAGAAAGCUGAGCCAACCUCUACGACGGAAGAGAUUACGACAGAGGAGACUACUGAAACAACCGGACCAGCCUCUGUAACGGAGGACACUACAGAAACAACUGAGCCUACCUCUACAACAGAGGAGCCUACUGUAACAACCCAGCCAACCUCUACAACGAAGGACACUACAGUAACAACUGAGCCGACGUCUACUACAGAGGAUACCACUGAAACAGCCGAGCCAACCUCUGCGGCAGAGGAGACUAGUGAAACAACCGAGCUAACUUCUACAACAGAGGACACUACAGUAACAACUGAGCCUACCUCUACAACGGAGGAUAUCACUGAAACAGCCGAGCCAUCCACUACGACAGAGAGUACUACUGACAAAGCUGAGCCAACGUCAACGACGGAAGAGAUUACGAUAGUGGAGACUACUGAAACAACCGGACCAACCUCUACAACGGAGGACACUACAGAAACAACUGAGCCUACCUCUACGACGGAGGAUAUCACUGAAACAGCUGAGCCAACCUCUACGAUAUUGGGUGCUACUGAGAAAGCCGAACCAACCUCUACGACGGUAGACAUUACGAGAGAGGAGACUACUGAAACAACCGGACCAGCCUCUACAACAGAGGACGCUGCAGCAACAACUGAGCCUACCUCUACAACGGAGGAUACCACUGAAACAGCCGAGCCAACCUCUACAACAGAGGAUAUCACUGAAACAGCCGAGCCAUCCUCAACGACAGAAGCUAUUAUUGAAACACCUGAGCCAACCUCUGCGACCGAGGAAACUAUUGUAUCAACCGAGCCAAACUCUACGAAAGAGGGUACCACUGCAACAACCGAGGAAUCCUCUAUGACGGAUGAGAUUAUGACAGAGGAGACUAUCGAAAUAACCGGACCAGCCUCUACAACAGAGGACACAACAGUAACAACUGAGCCUACCUCUACAACAGAGGAUACCACUGAAACAGCCGACCCUACCUUUACAACGGAGGAUAUCACUGAAACAGCCGAGCCAACCUCUACGACAGAAAGUACUACUGAAAAAGCCGAGCCAACCUCUACGAUAUUGGGAACUACUGAGAAAGCUGAGCCAACCUCAACGACGGAAGAGAUUACGACAGAGGAGACUACUGAAACAACCGGACCAGCCUCUACAACAGAGGAUACCACUGAAACAACUGAGCCGACCUCUACAACGGAGGAUAUCACUGAAACAGCCGAGCCAACCUCAAUGACAGAGAGUACUACUGAGAAAGGUGAGCCAAUCUCAACGACGGAAGAGAUUACGACCGCGAGUUCUACUGAUACAGCCAAGCCAACCUCUACGACAGAAGCUAUUAUUGAAACACCUGAGCCAACCUCUGCGACAGAGGAAAUUACUGAAACGAAGGACAUAACCCAAACCCCUGAGCCCUCCUCUACGACAGAGGAGAUUUUUGAAACCACUGAGGACCCAACCUCUACGACUGAUGAGAUAACUGAAACAACCGAGCCAACCACAAUGACCGAGGAGACUGCUGAAACAACUGAGCCAACCUUUAUGAGAGAGGAGACUACUGAAACAACUGAGUCAGCAUCUACACCAGCAGCGGUUGCUGAAACGAUUGUUCCUGCCGUCGAAAUAAGUUCAACAAGUGAACCAGGUACUGAGGAGGUCACGGAAAUAUCGGAGACAACCUCUUCUACAGUGGUGGUUGUGGCAAUAUCCGAGACCACUUCCACCGCAGAAACAGACACAACCCCUGAAACAAAAAUUGUGACUACCACGACUAGUACGACUAAGGAACUGACAGACGAGCCAUCUGAGGAAGUCGAUCAGAACUCAAAGGAAGUCGGUGAAGCUCAGUUAGUUGAGGUUAGUAUUAGCAUACGGAGUGAAAAACCGUACAACACAGAAUGGAACAACGUGGACUCGCCCGCAUGGAAGAGAGAGGCAGCGCUUUUUGAAGACGCGACGUGUCCAAACUUCAAACGAUCUAAGGGAUGCACUGUUAAAAAAAUCAGUAAGGGCAGUACCGUUUAUGACCUCGGCCUUACUUUCAACACCACUAAUCUGAAUGCUACCAUGGAGGAGGUCAGAGGCAGUGGCGGGAACAUAACGAGCUACGAUGGCUAUGCGGUCACCAGCAGCGGUGAGUGA